Messenger RNA from Varanus komodoensis (Komodo dragon), 1954 nucleotides. RefSeq names its product dystrobrevin binding protein 1 (gene DTNBP1). Gene Ontology annotation, biological process: anterograde synaptic vesicle transport; platelet dense granule organization; neuron projection development. Bases 568 to 1383 code for a protein of 271 amino acids. The transcript is spliced from 12 exons. Lineage: Eukaryota; Metazoa; Chordata; Lepidosauria; Squamata; Varanidae. Gene Ontology annotation, cellular component: neuron projection; plasma membrane; synaptic vesicle membrane. The record is from RefSeq and is a predicted model, not a curated record.
UACAGAAAUGCAGGCUCUGCUGAUGCUGUUUCAGGCCAAAGAUGAAGAAAUAGUAGUCAUCUGAGCUUGUAUUUGAUUGCAGAGUGAGAGUUGACAAGCAAAAUUGGAGAAGCUUUCUGUGCUCUUCAGUGCUUUCAAGUGAAAGUGGAAAUUGAUACCGAAUUACAUCCUUAAUAGAAAAGACUUCUGCAAAACAUAGAAGACAUUACCUGAUCUCAGAUGAUAGUGGCAUCUUGAAAAAGAUCUCAGUGGAGAAUUGUGCUGCUUGGACAGACUGAUACAGGAGAAGGUGGUCAUUAAACCUGAAUCCUGACAGGGCAGAGGCCUGUUCAGCAGUAAGAUGUGCAGUCUAUUCUAGAUGGGGUUGCAUUCCCCCUGAAAGGGUUGAAGACUUUGGGUGACAAAUCAAGAGAAACCAAAAUAAGCAAGCAAAGGAGUGUUCAAUGUUUGCCAGAGUUUUCUGCUGGAUUAGUUCUGCUAAGCAGGUAUGAAGAUACAUGGGCAGCUCUUCACAGAGCAGCAAAAGAAUGUGCCAGAGCUGGAGAGCUGGUGGAUAGUGAAGUUGUGAUGCUUUCUGCCCACUGGGAGAAGAAGAGAAGUAGUCUCCUAGACCUUCAGGAACAACUCCAGCAAAUUCCAGUAUUUUUAGCAGAUUUGGAAUCCACAACAGCCAGCCUGAUGCAAUUGGAAGAAAGCUUUAAGGAAAUGGAGAAUCAUUUGCUAUAUCUUGAGGAUCUCUGUGGACAGUGUGAAUUGGAAAGAUAUAAACAUAUGCAAGUACUACAGCUGGAAAAUUACAAGAAGGCUAAACGGAAAGAACUUGAAAUCUUCAAAGCUGAACUCGAUGCAGGGCAUGCUCAGAAGGUGCUAGAUAUGGAGCAUAACCAGCAAAUGAAGCUGAAGGAGCGGCAGAAAUUCUUUGAAGAAGCUUUCCAGCAGGACAUGGAACAGUAUCUCUCCACAGGGUAUCUGCAAAUAGCAGAAAGACGAGAGCCAAUAGGAAGUAUGUCUUCUAUGGAAGUGAAUGUGGACAUGUUGGAACAAAUGGACCUCGUAGAUAUGUCUGACCAAGAAGCCUUAGAUGUCUUCCUUAAUUCAGGAGGAGAGGACAGUACAAUGCCAUCUCCUAUGAUAGGAUCAGACUACGCCUGUCAAAAUGAAAUCAGUCUUCAAGUUCCCUCUCAGUCAGAGUUGAGAGAGAAAUUGUGUUCCACAGUAUCAGUCUGGACUGAUUCUGCUAGCCAAGAUGCCAGUGAAGGGGAGUCUCCUGUGAUUCAAUCAGAUGAAGAAGAAGUACAAGUGGACACAGCUCUUGUUGCUGUAAAUACAGAAAUGAAAGGUGCUACUGAUGUUAGUGACGAGAGUGAUUCACAAACCAUUUGAGUCAUAAACACCUUGUUCCAUAUGAAUUAGGACCCUGGAAUGAAUGAGUAAAGAAAUGAUUGUGUUCGCCUGUUGUUAAUAUGAACUAUCAUGAAUGAGAAUUACAUAUACAGUAUUUGAGUUUGACAGUCAUAUGAAAUACCAGUUUUUAUAAUAUAAUAUAUAUAAGCACAGCAUUUAGCAAUAAAGCCUUGGCUUUUGAACAGUAAACUUUGUAUAUAGAGGAUAAUCCAAAGAAGUAGUUAUGAAAAGGUUUAUUUUGCAAUCCUCAAUAGGACCAUAAUACAGAAGCCAUCUUUGCUGUUUGUGGUUGCAGUGUUGAUGUCUUCAUUGUUGUACUAAAGACUGAUAAAACCUGGGGAUUAUGCUUUGUUCAAGCAACAGAAUACCUGCUUCUAGUGUUCUGCCCACCUUCAGGGUAUGUGUAAAAAUAAAAAUCUGAGCAGUUGGGCAAGAAUCAGGUAGUGUAUUGGCCCUGUCCAGGUCUUACUGAAGCAAUACAGUUAUAUGCCUAUAAAAAGAACAAUGUGACUAUGUUGGAAGAUUAAUUAUAAUGUACCAAGACCACCAA